Messenger RNA from Patella vulgata (common limpet), 4008 nucleotides. Its product is annotated as sperm-associated antigen 16 protein. Gene Ontology annotation, molecular function: protein binding. The record is from RefSeq and is a predicted model, not a curated record. Gene Ontology annotation, cellular component: axonemal central apparatus. The transcript has 16 exons. NCBI's taxonomy places the organism in Eukaryota, Metazoa, Mollusca, Gastropoda, Patellidae. Gene Ontology annotation, biological process: axoneme assembly. The coding region runs from base 87 to 1946 and encodes 619 amino acids.
AACGGUUGCUAUAGCGGUAAACAUCCAGUCAUAUUUACCGUUAGUUUAUAACGGGUCAUUAAGUCAGGAUAAUCGAGACCACUCCCAUGACAACUAUUACAACUAAGAUGGCGUCGAACGAAGCAUCGGACAAAUUUUAUCUGGAAAAGGAGCAACUGUUAGCUGAUUCUGAUGAUGAAUUCCAAUAUGAGGAGGUUCCUAUUGAUGAAGAAUUUAUUGUUGAUGAAGUAGUAGAGAAUUUAGAUAUUGCUGUUAGAACAAUCCGAGAAUCUCAGGAUGAUGCUGAAGCAGCUGUUCGGAAAGAAAGCACAGCUCGACCGUCUGUUACCCAACAUCCAGAAGUUGUUGAUGAUUUUGUGAGAAAUUUUCUUGUCCGAAUGGGAAUGGGACGAACACUGGAUUGUUUCCAAACAGAAUGGUACGAGUUACAAGGGAAAGGUUUAUUACAUGAAGAGGAUAUUGAUGUUGUACCAGAUAUCUACGCUAGGAAUCAGGAUCUCGACAACGAAAUCAAAUUCUUGAAAAAAGAAGUAGAUAAAUAUAGAAACGCUGCCCUUAAAGCGAAAGAAACAUAUGUUAAACUGAGGAAAGAGAGAGAUUAUCACAGAAUGCAUCAUAAACGUGUCGUCCAGGAGAAAAAUAAAUUUAUUGAUGACAUUAAAAGAUUAAAGAGACAUUAUCAGCAAUAUGAACCAACUUUACACCAGCUGAAGAGGAAGUAUGAGGUGGCCAUGAAGGAGAAGAUGUUGGCUAAACUAGAAAGAGACAGAGUCGUAGGGCAGGUUAAUGGUUUACAGAGUACCUUAAAAUCUAUGGAGUCCUUUAAAGGAACUUCGUCCAUGUCUCUACAAGAUAAACGAUCAGUAAAAGGAGAUAAGCAGGUAGAAGAACUGGGACCAACACAGAGAGCGUUGGCUUUAGAGAGAGAGAAGGUAUCAGAAUGUGAUAUACAAUUAUUACCAGAAGAUUUUAAACGAUAUCCCAACGAUUCUGUUUUCCCCGUUGAUACAGGUGUCAAUCCUUACCUGUCAAAUUCCAAGGCAGCACCAAGUCACAUCAGUAGAACAGGUGGUUUCCGUCUCUCGAAUACGAUACAGGCACACAGUCAUUCUGUUAGCGGGGUUGCUCUUCAUCCACGUAAACAGAUCCUUGUAACCAGUAGUGAUGAUAAUACGUGGAAGAUGUGGGCGGUACCAAGUGGUGACAUAAUAAUGACAGGUGAAGGUCAUACAGAUUGGGUGUCUAGUUGUGACUUCCACCCAGGGGGAGCAAAACUAGCGACUACUAGUGGUGAUACAACCGUUAAAAUUUGGGAUUUUGCUAAAGGAGAAUGUGUACAUACAUUUGUGGAUCAUAUGCUGGCAGUAUGGAAUUGUAGCUGGCAUUCAUGUGGUGAUUUCCUGGCCACCUGUUCUAUGGACAACACAUCUAAAGUAUGGGAUUUAAAUAGUUUACGAUGUCGCUACACGUUACGAGGUCACACCGAUUCCGUUAAUAGCAUCCAGUUUGUUCCAUUCUCUAAUAUACUUCUGACAUCAUCAGCAGAUAAAACUUUAUCAUUAUGGGAUGCAAGAACGGGUUUGUGUACUCAAACAUUCUAUGGACACAUGAAUUCUGUUAAUCAUGCUGCUUUUAAUUUACGGUGUGAUACAGUAGCAUCGUGUGAUUCGUAUGGUAUAUUUAAAUUAUGGGAUGUAAGAAAUGUAUCGGAAAUGGUGUCUGUGGAUAUCGGUCCACAUCCUGCUAAUCAUGUGACAUUCGAUCCUUCAGGCAGUGUAUUGGGUGUCUCCAGUAAUGACAGUACAAUUAAAAUGUAUGAACUUGCUUCAGGACAAAUAACUGCCUUAUAUGGUCAUGAAGAUGCGGUACAGUGUGCGUUAUUUGAUCAAAGUGGAGAGUUUAUGAUAUCUGGUGGCAGCGACUGUACGGUUCGCAUCUGGUCCUAAAAACAUCCACACUUGUCAAUCAUAUUUAAAUUUUAUUAGAUAUUUAUUUAUUAUUUAAACUGUGAUUUAUAUUUAUGUCAAGUUUCCCUGUAUUUGUUAUUUAUUUACAUUAAAUCAGUUGAAGGAAAUAAUUUAAAGAAAUCUUAAUCUACAUCAUUCAGAUUAUGUAUGUGCAUGUUAUGCACGUAAGUUAUGCAUGUGUGAGUUAAGUUUGUGCAUGUUAUGCAUAUGUAAGUUAAGCAUGCAUGUUAUGCAUACACAAUUACAUCAUUCAAGUUAUGCAUGUGCAUGUCAUGUAUGUGUAAGUUAAGCAUGUGUAAGUUAAGCUUGUGUAAGCUAUGCAUGUCUAAGUUAAGCUUGUGUAAGCUAUGCAUGUCUAAGUUAAGCUUGUGUAAGCUAUGCAUGUGUAAGCUAUGCAUGUGUAAGUUAUGCAUGUGUAAGUUGAGCAUGCAUAUUAUGCAUACACAAUUACAUCAUUCAAGUUAAGCAUGCAAAUUAAGCAUGUGUAAGUUAUAAAGAUAUUCUUUUACCUGUUAAAGUUGCUGAUAAAGUUACUGAUCGGCGUUUACAAUUUUGGGACAGUAUUAAAUUUGUCAUUGCUUAAUCCAUGCUUAAAGGAGCUAAGUCACUAAUAUUUGGGACCAAGAAAUUUUGAUAAAUGGGUCGCAACGCAUACAAUAAUGUAAUAUGAAUGUAUAUAAAUUGAUUUACAUUCAAUCGUUUCUGUUUUUACUGUAAUUUUUAAUCAGUUAGGUUCGGCGAAAUACGCCAGUAUUCUCAAUCGAAUUUCAAUUUCUAGCGUCUGCUUAUUCCAGUCUACGCGGAUAUUAUUUAUUGGGCUUGCUUUCCAGAUAAGAAUUAUAGUCUCACCGUUUGACAUGACUUGUGGAAUAUGCCUAGCCUCGUUUUUAGAGUCCCUUAUUACCAAUAGCACUGAAACGCAUUAUGGUACCAAUUGUAAAAUGUUUAUUUUGUCUAAAAUAUUGGAUAUCAGAAGCCCAUCUUUUCCUGGUUAGAUCACAACAUCAAUGUUGAUUUAAAUUGACAAAUAAAUCGUGUUUUCAAUGUGUAAGAUUUUGGAUGAUAUUGAGUUAGAGACUUAGCUACUUUAAUUAAGAUGUCAAAAUCAACAUAUCAAUGGUAGAUAAUCUCUCAACCAAAGAUUCUACCUUUAUUAUUCACCAUGUCUUGAUGUCCGAUUGGGCAUAUUCCUGGUUGGACAAUUUAGGACGUUUGGAAAAUAGCGUUGGACAUGUCCGGAAUAUAUGGGCGAAAUCCCAUAACUGAUUCUACCCAACAUUUAGAAGUGGUGGUGAAUUGUUUAUAUGGUCCGUAAACACUGAAUGAAUUUAAAUAAUAUUCACAAUAUUCAAUAUUCACAAUAUUCAAUAUUAAAUAUUCACAAUAUUCAAUAUUCACAAUAUUCAAUAUUCACAAUAUUCAAUAUUCACAAUAUUCAAUAUUCACAAUAUUCAAUAUUCACAAUAUUCAAUAUUCACAAUAUUGUAAUUUGACAGGAAAUGUGGGGGGGUUGGAUGGCCGAAUGGUUAGCACAUGCAUGCUGUAUCAUAAGGCCUGUCAUUGAGUCAACAGGCGUGGUUUCGAAUCCCCGGUUGUACCUGACAAGAAGUAGGGUUGCCUGUCCAAACUCAUGGGUUUUCGCUGGGUCCUCCGGUUUCCUUCCACUGCUAAAGACCCCUACCCGCAAGCGAAUUAUUGAAAUAAAAAUUAAAAACCAUAUGUUAGUCCCGAAAUGAUCUAGUUUGUGUCGAGUGGACAUUAAACCCUAUUUCUCUCUCUGUCUCUCUGAAAGGAAAUGUAAACCCUUUAAAGGAUGAUCAGUGGAUUUAAAGAGGCUCAAAUCUACAUUAAAAUUGUGGAUAUAUGAAUUGUAAAGAUAUUACAUAUUUUUUGUGUGCUAUAAUUUAAUAUGUUAUAAUUUACAAGUUCUGAUAUUUGUUGAAAGUGUUGAUAUAUUAUAUUUUCUGUCUUGAUGUAAACUGUAGCAAAUAUUUAAAACAGAGGAAGAUUUCUUUUAUAUAAAUUAAAAUACAUACAAAUA